Fopius arisanus is the source of this 3739-nucleotide messenger RNA. RefSeq names its product retinal guanylyl cyclase 2. The record is from RefSeq and is a predicted model, not a curated record. Gene Ontology annotation, molecular function: adenylate cyclase activity; protein kinase activity; ATP binding. The coding region runs from base 85 to 3150 and encodes 1021 amino acids. Gene Ontology annotation, biological process: protein phosphorylation; intracellular signal transduction; receptor guanylyl cyclase signaling pathway. Lineage: Eukaryota; Metazoa; Arthropoda; Insecta; Hymenoptera; Braconidae. The transcript is spliced from 13 exons. Gene Ontology annotation, cellular component: plasma membrane.
ACUGACAACUCGGUUUUCAUCCUGGUUCAUCCCGAGGGCCCGGAAUUCUUCCUCCCGAGUACUGGAACUUUAUCCGAUAAUUCGAUGAGUACGACAACGUCAACGACCACCUACCGACCUGCGGCAAAACGCCAAGAGAGAAGAUUCCACGGACGAAUGAAGAAUUUGCUGGCUUUCGCACCUUUCGACAAGAGAUACAAUCUGGCAGCAAUUUACAAUGGAACGGAGAAAUACAAAGAGCCCCAAAUGGUGGAACGAUUGAACGAGUCACUGAUCAUUUUGACGUACGACAAUUCAAGUUUAAAUACCAACAAUAACAAAAUGUUCACUUACGGUUUGCUUGGCUGGGGUAGACAAGGAAAUAGUAAUGGGGGUUGGUAUCCAAUAGCCGAGGUGGUUGAAAGCCGAGAGUAUUUGGUGGUGCAGGAACUAGUGGAAAACGAUCUCGUUGAUGAAGAGACACUUGACCCAGUGGUGUGUUCCAAUGAAAGCGAGUGCAUCGGUGAUCACCGAGGCAAUGGAAACGAUCACCUCACAAUGAGGACAUCUCAUAUUGUUGUUAUCAUCUUGACGUGCUUAUUGUUGACAUUUAUGUUGUUUAUUACGAUGAUAUUGGUCCGGAGGCAUUUGGUUAGCAAGAGAGUCUCCAAGGGACCCUUCAAAAUUAUUCUCACCGCAUCUGAUUUCGUUUUUCCUCAGCCCACCGAUAAUAGAAGGGUAGAUGAAGGGAUAGAGACAAUGCUGUGUUGCUGGCUGAAACAACUGCAGGAAUUCGGUGGUCCUGAGGUUGAGAAGCCAGAUCUACUCCAGGGCAGCGUUGGAUCGCUCAAGCCCCAUUUGAAGGCAAGCACUGGUAGUCUAGCAUGGCAUACCAUCCUCAAGGAUCCUCGGGCAAGAUACAACGGGGACUUGGUACAACUCAAGGAGCUGCCCUGCCAGACUAACAACUUCGAGCUCAAGGGUAAAGCCAUGGAUGUGCUGAUCAUGAUACAUGGACUGAGGCAUGAGAAUCUGAAUCCUUUUAUUGGAUGCUUGACUGAGCCAGCGAGGCCCUGUUUAGUGUCGGAAUAUUGCACUCGAGGGUCUCUCGAGGACGUUCUCAUGCAGGAUGAGAUUAAACUCGAUUGGUCCUUCAGGCUGUCCUUGCUUACUGAUCUCGUGCGGGGGAUGAAGUACUUGCAUAACAGCCCGAUUCGUGUGCACGGUUUCCUCACCUCUCGAAAUUGCGUUAUUGACGCCAGAUGGGUCCUCAAAGUCGCUGAUUACGGUUUGCCAGCUUUUUAUGAAGCACAGAACAUCGUCACACCGACGAAGAAUGCUAGAGAUUUACUGUGGACGGCGCCAGAGUUAUUGAGACACUCGGGCCUACGUAAAAGAGGCACCCAACCGGGUGACGUUUACAGCUUUGGCAUCAUAAUGCAGGAAGUUGUUGUACGAGGCGAGCCCUUCUGCAUGUUGGCACUAUCCCCCGAAGAUAUUAUCGCGAAAGUGAAAAAACCACCACCGCUCAUACGACCCUCUGUGAGUAAGGGUGCAGCACCCCCUGAAGCGAUCAACAUCAUGCGCCAGUGCUGGGCCGAGGCAGCUGACAUGAGACCCGACUUCAAUGCUGUUCACGAUUUGUUCAAAAAAUUGAAUCACGGACGGAAAGUCAACUUUGUCGACACCAUGUUCCAAAUGCUGGAGAAGUAUUCCAAUAAUUUGGAGGAACUCAUUCGGGAGAGGACGGAACAGCUCGACAUGGAGAAGAAAAAAACUGAACAGCUUUUGAAUCGAAUGCUCCCUAGCACUGUUGCAGAGAAAUUGAAACUGGGAAUGCCGGUGGACCCCGAGGAAUUUGCCGAAGUGACAAUAUACUUCUCCGAUAUCGUGGGAUUCACAGCAAUUUCAGCUCACUCGACCCCUUUCCAAGUGGUCGAUUUACUCAACGAUCUGUACACCUGUUUCGACGACACGAUAAAUGCAUACACUGUCUACAAGGUUGAAACAAUUGGUGAUGCUUACAUGGUAGUUGGUGGCUGUCCCGUUAGAAUUCAGGAUCAUGCAUCACAAAUAGCGACAAUGGCACUUGAUUUAUUACACCAGAGUGGCAAAUUCAAAGUCCGACAUCUGCCCAAGACCCAAUUACGACUCAGAAUCGGUCUCCACACCGGUCCCUGUUGUGCUGGUGUGGUGGGUCUGACAAUGCCUCGUUAUUGUUUAUUCGGUGAUACUGUAAACACAGCGUCGAGGAUGGAGUCAACUGGUGCACCCUGGCGAAUUCACUUGAGUCAAGCGACUCGUGACAGACUUUGCCAAGUCGGUGGUUAUCAUAUUGAGUACCGAGGAUGUACAGAUGUUAAAGGUAAGGGCAAAAUGCCCACAUACUGGUUACUCGGUAAACAAGGCUUCGAUAAGCCACUGCCAACACCACCACCACUCGGGGACGAUCACGGAUUGGAGGAGAGUCUAGGGAUGAAGCCAGAAGGUGACAGUUCACCUCCAUCAGAGGUUUCUCCAGUGGAGGCCCCGAAGAUAAUCCGUGAGCCGACGAUCGACGAGCUGACGAUACCCUCGACAAAGGACGAUGACGACAACAGUUCGGGUCAGAGCAGUUCUUCCUUCACGACGACAUGCACAAGCUCAAAAUUCUCAGCUGCACCAUCACUCCAGGAGCGUCCGAGUCGUCGUGUUGCCGUAUCAGUUCACGAUGACAGAGAUCUAAAUUUCCCUGGCACCGGUUCAGACGUGGCAGCUGUUCUCCUAGGGGCAGCCUCCACCACAUCCCUGAGCUCAAUAUCAAGCUCUGCAUUUCGGGGUACAAGCAGCAGACACCGACGAGUUGGACACAUAGACGAGGACGAUCUCAGCACACCGUACAAUCACUACAGGUGUCUAUCCCCGAAUGAGUAUUACACCAAGGGCUCAAGUCGUUUGCUCAAGAGGCAGUUUAGCCUUGAUCGGGCUGACGAGCCCGUAUCGAUAAUAUCCGAGUGCUCCAUGUCCUCGACUUCCAUAUCUCGCGGUCCGAGACUCUACAAGCAGAACAGCGCCGGCGCUGCCAAUGAUCUCGAGAAGAUUGAAGAAGUACCCAGUGCACCAGCUUCACAUCAAACUUAUCGACAUGCUGCCUCCAUGUCACUCUCCGUUGAGUCGUUGACACUCCGUUGAACUUAUUACGUGGAGAUUAUUUAGUCACUCCUGUCCGAAUCUCCUACCAAAGUUCUGUUUAUCCUCGACAUUAAAAUGUUACUAAGGGCCACGGAAUACAUCCGGAGAGAUAAAUCUCCUUUGGACACAGCAAUAAUUACAAUAAUUACAAUAAUUACAAUAGUUAAAAUAAUUACAAUAAUUAAAAUAAUUACAAUAAUUACAAUCCUUGUUAAAAAAUUGUUGUCCACCCUAGUCACUUUAUACUUUCAGUCCUCAAUGCCGCCCUCUCUUAUAUACGAAUGACAUAUUAUCCCAUAUCUUUUCAGAACUCAGGGAGUCAGCUUCCCAACGAUACUGCUCUCAUUCGCCUAUUUUCAGUCUGUAUUAGACUAUGAACGAUUGAACAUGAUUACAAUGUGUCGCAUCCACUCUGUGUUAAGGUUGUUGUCGCGCAGAAUUUUUUUUCGACAGUUUUCGUUUAAACCUUUAUGGUGAAUAGGUUGAAAAAAUAGCUCCAAAAUGAGCCCUUUCCGUUUGCAGUUGACCGUUUUGAACUUGAGAUAUAAAUUUUUGAAAUUCGAGUGAUUUAACACGUGUUUAAAUGGAG